Micropterus salmoides (largemouth bass) is the source of this 1662-nucleotide messenger RNA. Its product is annotated as rho GTPase-activating protein 18-like. The record is from RefSeq and is a predicted model, not a curated record. NCBI's taxonomy places the organism in Eukaryota, Metazoa, Chordata, Actinopteri, Centrarchiformes, Centrarchidae. Gene Ontology annotation, molecular function: GTPase activator activity. Gene Ontology annotation, cellular component: cytoplasm. Gene Ontology annotation, biological process: regulation of small GTPase mediated signal transduction; negative regulation of stress fiber assembly; regulation of actin filament polymerization.
AUGACGAGCUCGGAGCGAGAACGUGUCGCUGAGCAGAUUCUCCACCGUCUGGAGGGCCUCGGGUCGAGGCGGUGCAGCUGCCGGAUGUGGUCAUCUCCACCUACCACCUCCGCCACCCCCCCAAAUCCUCAGGCGGUGACCUCUGAGCCUCGCCGCGUUUCCAUGGAAACCUACUGGAGAGAAGUGCGGAGCAUUGAGGAGGAGAAGGAGGGACAAGAAGAGGAGGAGGAGGAGGAGAGGAAGAGUAUGGACGAGGUGGAGUUGGAGGAGGCGUGGCUGACGGAGGCGGGGUUAUUCCUGGUGACGGGCUCAGAUGAGGCAUCGCCACCGCCUGCCGAGGCGCUGCUGUCCACGUUGACACGGCAACAAGCUGCCACGGUGAAGAAAAGGUUGGACAACUACAACGAGACGCUGAAGAUGAGAAAUAGGCAGCCAAUCAGAGACGUCCGGGACAUCUUCACUGAGCUGUUGUGUAUUUUAGAGCAGACCGGCCUGCAGACUGAAGGGAUUCUCAGAGUACCGGGAUCAGCUGCCAGACUGAAGUACCUGCGCAGAGAGAUAGACAGGUGUUGUGGAAGGUUCGACUGGUCUGCGGUGAGACAGGUUGACGCUGCAGGUCUGCUGAAGCUGUUCAUCAGAGAGCUGCCGACACCUCUGCUGACACACACGCACCUGUCCACCUACCGCUGUGUGCUGGGUAUCCCAUCUGUGGUCCAUCAGGUCCAGGCUCUGCAACUGCUGCUGCUGCUGCUUCCUGAAGCCAACAGAGACACGUUCAAAGCACUGCUGGUCUUCCUGCAGAAGGUGGUCUCUCAUCAGGAGCAGAACCGGAUGUCUCUGUGGAACGUCUCCAUGGUCAUGGCGCCCAACCUGUUCACCUGCCAUCACCAUGGCAACAAGUGCUCCAUCGCUAAACAACAGGAGGAGAUGGAGGAGGCGGUAGGCGGGGCUCACCUGGUCCGACUGAUGAUCACACACCAGGAUCUGCUGUGGACCAUCCCCAGCUUCCUGCUGUCUCAGGUGAGACAGAUGAAUCAGGCGUCCAAUCAGAAACAGCUCGGCCUGACCAAGAGACUACUGCUGAGGAGAAAGAACGACAAGAACGAAAGGAAUCAGAUCACGGAGCUGUGUGAAGGUGUGAUCCGGGUUCACGCUCCCCUGCACACCAAGGUCUCCAUGGCGAUACAGCUUGAUGGACAGACAAGAGCUAAAGACGUCAUCGCCCGCUUUGAGUGUGACAACAGUCCUGUCCAGCGUCUGUAUGAAGUCGGAGGAAACAUCGGUGAGCGUCGCCUCCAUCCAGACUGUUUGCUGUUGGACGUUUACAAAGUGAAUCCUCACUGCGAUUGGCUGAUCAAACCAUGACUCACGCCUCUCUAACCAUCCCGUCCAGUCAGCUUUAUUUAUACAGCUCGCCAUCAGAAACCACAGACUCCCCACCAAGGAGCUUUGCAGUGUGACGAGUCCUCAGAGCCUCGAAAUCCAAAGCAGGAGGGACAGGAAGUAGUCCGGACAAUCAGGAUCACUGAUUACAGAUAAGCUGUAUGUAACAUGUGAAGAAGGGUCACCUGUCUCACAUCCGUGACAUCACAAGGCUUAGUCAAAUGAACACAAACAUGAACAGCUGUAUAACAGAUUUCUGUCAAUAAACUGUUUCCUGUU